Messenger RNA from Aureobasidium melanogenum CBS 110374, 1026 nucleotides. RefSeq lists its product as uncharacterized. Gene Ontology annotation, biological process: transcription by RNA polymerase II. The transcript has a single exon. NCBI's taxonomy places the organism in Eukaryota, Fungi, Ascomycota, Dothideomycetes, Dothideales, Saccotheciaceae. Gene Ontology annotation, cellular component: nucleus. Bases 1 to 1026 code for a protein of 341 amino acids. The record is from RefSeq and is a predicted model, not a curated record.
AUGACCACCGAGAGGCGGCGUAUAGAUGAGGAGAAUCGCCAAAGAAUUGCUGAGAUGUCGCCCGAAGAUAUUGAGGAAGAGCGAAGAGAACUACUUUCAUCAUUGGAUCCUUCUCUAAUCCAACGCUUGCUGAGUCGCGCAACCAUCGAAGAAGGUGGAAGUAACGAGGACUUCCCUGGGCUGCAAGAGAAGGUCGAGGAAGCGAAGCAGGAAGUCAAGACAGACGUAACGGACAAGCCUCGAAAGACUGUCAAGUUCGCUGAGGUGGAAGAAGAACCAGCAGGCGCAACAUUUGGAAGUGAUGCUCGCAACGGAAAUGAGACAUCUACAAAACAACACAAACACGAUAAUCCUGGUCAUCAGGCAGCAUCAGAAGUCGCUCUCCCAACAGAUUCGACCAUCCACUUCCCGCGACCUCCUCAACCACCAUCACUUGACCCGUCAGACCCGAACUUCCUCGAGGACUUGCACGAGAAGUACUUCCCAGAUUUGCCAGCUGAUCCAGAGAAGUUGGAGUGGAUGACUUCCUCACCGUCAAAUGCAUAUUCCGUCACCCAGACAUCUCUCGACCCAAAAGACAUUCGUUUCGCCUUCACUGGCGCAUUGAUCCCACCAAGUCUUGCAGCACAGAUUCCGGUCACAAUGGGUCUGCAUCAUCAUGGCGACGCUCCUGAUGCUGCGGGUUAUACGAUACCAGAAUUAGCCAUGUUAGCUAGGUCCAGUGUGCCUGCUCAACGAUGCGUCGCUUUCCAAACGCUCGGUCGCAUUCUGUACAGACUUGGUAAAGGCGAGUUUGGUGACCCGGGAGAGGAGGGUCAAAACACGGUCGGUGCCGAAGAUACGCUUGGAGAACUGGCAAGAGGACUGUGGUUUGAAGUAAAGAAAGAGAGCGUGCUCGAGAUCUGUCUGGCUGAGAGUGAGGGAAAAGGCGCUGCUGGAGGAAGACACAUGGGAGCAAGGGCUUAUGCCACGGAAGCCGUCUGGCUCUGGCAACAGGGUGGUGGCCGCCGGUGGAAGGCCGAGUAG